Aspergillus alliaceus is the source of this 450-nucleotide messenger RNA. RefSeq lists its product as uncharacterized. The record is from RefSeq and is a predicted model, not a curated record. Lineage: Eukaryota; Fungi; Ascomycota; Eurotiomycetes; Eurotiales; Aspergillaceae. Bases 1 to 450 code for a protein of 149 amino acids. The transcript is spliced from 3 exons.
AUGUUAGGGCAGUGGGUACGGGAAGCUGAUCACAACGGUGGAGAGCAGGGCCUGGUAUACUUGCUGGCGUCGUCCGUCCUCCCAGACUCACUCUUCUACUCACGUAACAAUCCUGAUGAGUCCCGAAUUGAUCCUGGGCUCAAGACGGACCCCACCCCCAGCAGGAAGACGACGGGAAAGCUCCAUUUCCUCAUGGCUCAAACACUCGAGAAAAAGCUCUGGUUCCUGCAACGGUCGACGCCCAAAGACCCACACCAGUUCCUUACCCACAAGCGCCCCAGAGCAACAACUCUAAACCGAUACAGGCAGGAUGGUCUUGGCCCAUCAAACCCGGCCCGUGCCGGCCUGACUCAGAUGAUCGAUCCCUGGCUGCCGCAGUCAAGACACAGCAAAUUAAGCCUGCGCACACGCAAAUUGCCGCCAAUACGCUAUACCCUAGCUGCCCACUGA